Molecule: messenger RNA, 3949 nt
Organism: Nanorana parkeri
Lineage: Eukaryota; Metazoa; Chordata; Amphibia; Anura; Dicroglossidae
Gene: DGKQ
Product: diacylglycerol kinase theta
Exons: 23
Coding region: 205-3039 (944 amino acids)
Biological process (GO): diacylglycerol metabolic process; lipid phosphorylation; intracellular signal transduction
Molecular function (GO): ATP-dependent diacylglycerol kinase activity
Source: RefSeq, a predicted model, not a curated record
UGUUUUAUGGCUGCUCUCGUCACCCAAUCAAUGAGCUCGCCCUGGGAAAGCCGGAGGAUUCGUUACCUGUUUGAGCUGUGAUCCUGCCAGACGCCGUGCCAACAUCUCCUUCUUCUUCCUCGCACGUUUCCUCGUCUUUUCCUCGGGCCCCUCCUCUCCAGUCUUGUCUGUGUGCUGUGCAGUGUGUGAGAGAGAGAAGAGAGUAUGGCUGCAGACGGAGCCAGGUCCAGGUUUGGCAAUCUGGGCCAUCGUGCCGGAGGAAGCAACAGCAGCAGCCCAUCUUCCAGUCCCAAGCUUGGCGGGGGCAAGAGCCGAACUCCCCCGCAGUCCCAGAGUCCUUCUUCACCUGGCAGCAAGCACCAGCAGCUGAGACAAGCCCCUGCCUCUCCAGGACAUGCCUUCAGGAAAGUGACCCUCACCAAGCCCACCUUCUGUCACCACUGCACGGAUUUCAUCUGGGGACUGGGCGGCUUCCUGUGUGAGGUUUGCAAUUUUAUGUCCCAUGAAAAAUGCUUAAAACAUGUCAAGACCCUCUGUGGCUGUAUGGCUCCAAGUCUAGUACGGGUCCCUGUUUCACAUUGCUUUCGUCCACCGGGGCAUUACAAAAGGAAGUUCUGCGCAGUCUGUAGAAAACUUUUGGAAGACAGUCUAGCCUUACGGUGUGAAGUUUGUGAGCUCCAUGUGCAUGCAGAUUGUGUCCUUUUCGCCUGCAGCGACUGUCGACAGUGCCACCACGAUGGACAGCAGGGCAAUGAUACAUACCACCAUCACUGGCGAGAGGGAAAUUUGUCUUCAAAUGCUCGUUGUGAAGUCUGCAAGAAAACGUGUGGAUCUUCUGAAGUCCUUUCUGGCAUGAGAUGUGAAUGGUGUGGUAUUCAGGCACAUGCAGCUUGUUAUAUAAUCCUAAACCACGAGUGCAUGUUUGGAAGAUUAAGAAACAUGGUACUUCCACCAAACUGUGUUCGCUUACAGUCUCGCAACUUCAGUAAACUGCACUGCUUUAGAAUAUCAGAGAAUCUUCAAACAGAGCAAGAAGAAGACAAUGAAACAGAUGGAAUAACACAAGGAUCAGUAAAAGAAACUCCCACAUCUAAUGAUUCAAGCAAACAAAGUUUAAAGAUUUACGAUGGUCAUGAUGCAGUAAAGCGGAAUCAGCCACGGAUUAUUUCUGUUCCAAGGAUCACUAAGAGUGAAGAAGUGGUGGAGGCAUCAUUGAGGGCAUUCUACAUUCCUGAUGACCCACAAGAUUAUGAGCUUCAGACGCUGACUCCGCAGACAUUGGUCUCUGAUGAUGUUAUCAACCGAAAUGGAACAAUAGACGAUGGCAAAGUCAGUUCAGUGUUUAAAGAGACGACACCUGAAGCUUGGAUAAUCAGAGCAAAACCAAAGGAGAGAGAAGUCAUCAAAGUCUAUCUUGGCUGGAUGAAAGUUGGUAUGGCAUAUAUUUCCAUUCCUGUAAAUUCUGAGACCACCGUGCAGGAUUUCAUUCAGGAGGUUCUGUUACAAGUUGGGCGUCAGAAGGAACAUCUAGAGGAUUUCAGGCUGGUGGAAAUUCUUAUGGGCAGUAAGCAAGUACAGAGAAUGGUGCUUCCAGUUGAAGAGUUAAUGCUUGACCGAUUGAAAGAUAUUCGCAAGACUUCUAUACGUCAGAUGAACCAAACCAGGUUUUACGUGGAAGAAAAUACAAAGCCUGAGCUUCAAAUUGAGCUGUUGGUCAGUGGUUUACCAGUCUUGAUGUCUGGGGAAGAAUACACCAAUAUCUUAAGAGAUAGUUUAGGAAUAAAGGAAAAUGUGGUGACUGUGGUUCCAGCUUAUGCCCCUCAAGGUGCUGUUGUGUUGCAGAUUUCUUGUUUUUCUGAAGCUGAGCGAAUAUUUAUGCUAGUGAAAGACACAACUGUUAACAUCAAGCAACUUACUGCUGUUAUCAUUCCCAAUAUUGUGCAUGAAAAAUUACCUCAGAGUUCAUGUCCCCUUCUGGUAUUUGUAAACCCUAAGAGCGGAGGCCUUAAGGGCCGCGACCUCCUCUACAGUUUCCGCAAACUGUUAAACCCACAUCAAGUCUUUGAACUGACGAAUGGGGGUCCUCUACCGGGAUUUCAUACUUUCGCUAAAGUCCCUUUUUUUCGAGUACUUGUUUGUGGUGGUGAUGGUACAGUUGGUUGGGUGCUUGGUGCACUAGAGGAGAUCCGGCACAAGCUGGUGUGCCCAGAACCAUCUAUAGCAGUCUUACCUCUAGGAACAGGUAAUGAUCUGGGCAGAGUCCUACGAUGGGGAGCAGGUUACAGUGGAGAGGAUCCAUAUUCCGUACUUAUAUCUGUAGAUGAAGCAGAAAAUGUUCUUAUGGAUCGAUGGACUAUACUUCUUGAUGCUCAAGAAGUUGUUGACUCCAUGGAAAAUGGUAUUUCAGAACCUGAGCCACCAAAGAUUGUUCAAAUGAAUAACUACUGUGGAAUUGGGAUUGAUGCAGAAUUAAGUUUGGAUUUCCAUCAUGCUCGUGAAAUUGAACCUGGAAAAUUCAAUAGCAGGUUCCAUAAUAAAGGAGUCUAUGUAAAAGCUGGUUUACAAAAGCUAAGUCACAAUCGAAAUUUACAUAAAGACUUGAAACUUCACGUGGACCAACAAGAGGUGGAACUGCCAAAUAUAGAAGGUCUCAUCUUUCUAAAUAUUCCCAGUUGGGGCUCAGGUGCUGAUCUGUGGGGCUCUGAUAAUGACAAUCGAUAUGGAAAGCCAAGAAUUGAUGAUGGGUUACUUGAAGUUGUUGGUGUGACUGGCGUAGUUCACAUGGGCCAGGUUCAGGGAGGACUUAGAUCAGGUAUUCGGAUUGCACAAGGAUCGUAUUUCCGUGUAACACUUCUGAAGCCUAUUCCAGUGCAAGUUGAUGGUGAACCUUGGAUCCAGUCCGCCGGCCAGAUAAUCAUUUCUGCUGCAGGGCCAAAGGUUCACAUGCUGAAGAAAUCAAAGCAAAAGCAAAAGAAAUCGUCAAGUUCCAAAGACCCAAAAGGAGAUUCUGUUACUCAGAACAACAAUGGAAGUUCGUGAGAUCUCUAGGGGAACGCUCCAGUAAUACACUGACAUGAGAUCGCAGUUGGAACUAGGAUCUUGUUCUUCUGCCAGAGGCUAGCUGGAUGAAUACUCUUCUUCCACAGUAUCCCUAAUAUUGUCUAUGUAGUAUGCAGUCAUCUGCGGAAUCUUCGUCCUUACAGCUUCCGCUAACCGUCUGAAAAUAUUCAGGGUUGUAGCCUUGUAUCUGUAGACCUAUUUCCGCCUUCCGCCUCAUAAAGGUGACAGUUGCUUGUGCAUGACACAAAAUGGCUGACGUGGUGCACUGUGGCUACCCUUAGUUUAACCAUUUCUAGAACAUGGUUAUGCCUAGAUGUUGUAAGGGGAACUUACCACUUAUUUUGCUGUUUUCUUUUUUUACAUGACUAGUGUUUAAAUGCUUGAUGUUUAAAGGCAGAAUUUUUAAACGACACCUAUACAGUACGUUGUGUCCAAUUCCCACAUCAAGAGCCUCACUGGAAAAAUAUCUCAUCCCAUGCUGCAUACUGUACUGUACAAACACUAUUUUUAGACAGUCUAUUUUCUAUAAAGAGGUAUUAUCAAUACAUAUCUGACCUCAAAAGUGUUUAGGAAAACCGUCAUUCCCUGUGAGCAUUUGUCGAGCUUUAUUCUUUUUGUAGUAAAAUACAAAGAAGACAUUAGGAGCAUAGUUUUCCAUGCCGUGAUGGAAUGUAUGGCAAUUUAGUACUGUAAGCAUUUUAUAUCUACUGACCAUAGGACGUUAUAUAUUUAUUGUUAAAAAAAAAAACGGGAAAUCCUUUCCCAUUAAAUUGUAUUUAUUUAAUUUGACAGUGGUGGAGACUGAGGCUUCCUCAAUGUUAAAAUUACCUGCUGCGUUUAAGUAACUCCUACACAUUCAAAAACACAAAGUAGCUUUCCAUUUAGUAUG